CUUCCGUUUUUUCUUUUUACUCCCGCUCUUCUCUCACUCUCAUCUCUUUUCCGCCCAAUCCACCUACUCGCUUUACGCUCAGCAACGCACCUUGACACCCUUAUAAUAUCGACGACAAUACAUGGACCACGCAGCAUUUUCGCCAAAAGGGUUUGGCCACUAUGUGUCCUACCUCAUCGGAUGGGCCUACUUCAUCGCCUGGUCUGCCAGUUUCUAUCCCCAGGCAAUUCUGAACUGGCGCCGGAAAUCUGUCCAGGGGCUGUCCAUGGACUUUAUCCACCUGAACGUCCUCGGCUUUCUGUGUUACUCGAUUUUCAACCUGGCAUUUUUCUUUAGCUCGGAGGUGCAAGAGGAAUACAAGCGACGAAACGACGGUCAGGAGAACUUAGUGCGCGCCAAUGACGUCUUUUUCGCCCUGCAUGCGCUCAUCCUCUCGACCUUUACCCUGGCUCAAACAUGGAUAUACAAGCGCGAUCCCAAUCAAAAGCCAUCCUGGCCCGCACGAAUUUUCAUCGCCUCUGCAAUUCUUAUCAGUCUCUAUCUCGUUACCCAGGCAACCUGGGGCAAGGGCGGGAAGGAAUGGAUCGACAUUCUUUAUUUCCUGAGCUCCAUUAAAUUGAUCAUCAGCUUUGUCAAGUACUGCCCUCAGGUCUACAUCAACUGGGCCGCGAAAUCGACUGCCGGGUGGAGUAUCUACAAUAUCUUGCUUGAUUUCACAGGAGGAGCCCUCAGUAUCGCGCAGCUGGUUCUAGAUGCCUACAUCUCCGGAGAUUGGUCUGGUAUCUCGGGCGAUCCUGUCAAGUUCGGACUGGGCUUUUUGAGCAUUGCGUUCGAUCUGAUCUUUAUGACGCAGCACUACGUCCUCUACAGGGACAGGACAGACCAUUAUGUGACAGGGAGCAGGAAGCAGGAUGAAUCGAACGAGAGGCAGGGAUUGCUCGCGCAGAGCAACAGGCAAUACAGCAAUGUUCAGCAACGGAACGACCUCGAGAGAGGAGCUGGAACUGAAACUACGCGUGCAUGAGAGUAUCCUAUUCACAGUGUAUCAUAGCUUGGCGAACUGCAACAAUUUGCAAUAAAACAUUUGGCAUUGAAUCCAGCGUAGUGUGCUCUACAGCGUGCAUUGAAAUCGCGUCCAUCCUACAAUAAUAUAUACGUGUUUUGCAGACGCGUUUUUCUUUCUAUGUGCUAUCAAAACAGUCUACAUGUCAGUAAGCCACUCCAAAGUCCACGUUCAGGUCAGGGACCCCCAGGCAAAGCGGCAAAGCAAA
Messenger RNA from Gamsiella multidivaricata, 1271 nucleotides. RefSeq names its product PQ loop repeat-domain-containing protein. The coding region runs from base 122 to 1024 and encodes 300 amino acids. The transcript has 3 exons. Gene Ontology annotation, biological process: L-cystine transport. The record is from RefSeq and is a predicted model, not a curated record. Gene Ontology annotation, cellular component: fungal-type vacuole; vacuolar membrane. Lineage: Eukaryota; Fungi; Mortierellomycota; Mortierellomycetes; Mortierellales; Mortierellaceae. Gene Ontology annotation, molecular function: L-cystine transmembrane transporter activity.